Plasmopara halstedii is the source of this 246-nucleotide messenger RNA. RefSeq lists its product as uncharacterized. The record is from RefSeq and is a predicted model, not a curated record. The coding region runs from base 1 to 246 and encodes 81 amino acids. The transcript is spliced from 2 exons. Lineage: Eukaryota; Oomycota; Peronosporomycetes; Peronosporales; Peronosporaceae.
AUGACGGGUAUCAACUUAGUCUCGCUUCUGAUAAUUUAUGCGUCAAAUGGAAAUAUACAACAGUCAAGAUUUCGAAGAUUAAUCGGGAAUUUUAGCUUGCUUGGACUAUAUAAAGUAACCUCUUCGAUAAGUCUACAUUCGAAGAACUGUGGUGUGCUUAAAAAAUAUGGUAUGAAGUGGUCAAAAUCAAUAGACUAUGAUCGUAUCAUGACGGCGAUAAAAAAGUUGUUGAUCGAUGCAUCUUAA